AUGAGUAGUGUAAUAGAUAAGAAACAAAAAGAAUUAGAAAAAUGGAAAACUGACCAUCGUUGUGAUAAUCCUAAUAAUGCUGAAUUAAACCAAGCAAAAGAUGAUUUAAAAAAAGAAAAGGAAGAGAAAGAGAAAUUGAAUAUUGCUUUGGAACAGCAAAAGCAAUUAGUUAAGAAUAAAAAAGAUGAAAAAGGAGGUUAUGGAUUAUUGACCCUCUCUCUUGUGGGAGUAGGGUAUAAUAUACUAUUUUACACCAAUUUAAUAAAAAAUAAAAUGAGUAAAAACGAAAAAGAAUUAGAAGAAAUAUUCCAAAAAGGAGUUCACAAAGGAUUUACAGAAGCAGUUAAAUUUAUCUGCCAAAAGUUUCCUUUUAUGUUCGAUACAAUAAAACAAAAGAUUAAAGAUGCAGUCAAGACAAAAAUAAAAGAAAUAGUGGAGGAAGCGGAUAAGAAUGAGGAAGAAGGGGAAGCGAAACCUUUUAUUGUCUGUUCUCAAUGUCCUUCUUAUGGCAAACAAGAUCAGCGAAUAUUAUUGCCAUGCGAUGAACUGGAUAAAAAUAUUAAUUUCAAUCAGAGGGUAAAUGAGUUAUUGCUAGAGCAUAAUGAAAAAUUAAAUGAAAUUUCAACUAGAGUUUACUUAGAAGUAAGAGAAAAUAGCAUGGUCAAGUAUAUUCCUGAAUAUGACUGA
Messenger RNA from Funneliformis geosporum, 687 nucleotides. The record is from the annotation of a GenBank genome assembly. Lineage: Eukaryota; Fungi; Glomeromycota; Glomeromycetes; Glomerales; Glomeraceae.